Aegilops tauschii subsp. strangulata is the source of this 414-nucleotide messenger RNA. Lineage: Eukaryota; Viridiplantae; Streptophyta; Magnoliopsida; Poales; Poaceae. The record is from RefSeq and is a predicted model, not a curated record.
AUGGCUGCAGGUGGAGCACCUCUUCUUGUUGUUGUUGUUGUUUUCUCCAUGCUGAUCACGUCUUCCCUGGGGGGGCCGAGGCCUUUAUGCAGCGAGUGUGAGACGCAAUGCCGUACCAACUGCACCGCGAUGGUUGAAACCUCCUGCAGGGGUUACUGCACCAGUGGUGGCGGACCUCGAUCGAGCUGCAGGAAAUACGUCUUCGAGGAUUGCAACGUAAAGGGUACCUGCUGCAGUAGCAACGGCACAUGCACUUGUGACUGCAACACUGUGGCUGAAAGGGGUUGCAUGAGCGUCAGCGACGGCACCCUACAAUGUGACCCUUGCAAGCGCAGCAUAUACGACCAGUGCGGUUCCACCUGUAGGAAUGACUGCAACAACAACUGCAAGAAGAAAGGGUGCCGCCAUGAUUAG